AUGAGAGCAGACGCUGACUGUACCCUCUGUGGCAACUCCUGCACAGACCAACCCUACAAUCACUUCUUCUUUGACUGCAGCAAAGUGGCAACCCAAGAAGCCAUGCGCCCAGCCUUAGACUUGGUGAAGCAAAGCUCUGGUAUCAAUGUCAGAGAAUGGAACAUUAAAGCACUGGACAUCUCCACGAAGUCUCGUCGCCCCAACCUUCCAUUCAUCCACCUCAUGGCAAUCAUCGUCAACUACCUCUGGCACUACAUCGCCAACCACCUCUUUGGCAACAAGGAAGCCCUGUUGGCCAAGCUCAGCUUGGUGUGCAUCACAUCCUUCAAGUCCCUCCUCCGCCAGGAGUGGCGCUCCCUCAUGUCCACGCUCACGAGUCACAUCCUGGCCGGACGACCAGUCAACAUCAAGAAUGAGAUGGCCAAGUUCACUACGACAUCCGUCUUCCGCCUCUGCCGCCAACUAUCAACAAAUACUUGGUGGCCGAAUUCAGAGGCCUACA
Molecule: messenger RNA, 502 nt
Organism: Acytostelium subglobosum LB1
Lineage: Eukaryota; Evosea; Eumycetozoa; Acytosteliales; Acytosteliaceae
Exons: 1
Source: RefSeq, a predicted model, not a curated record